Messenger RNA from Chlorella variabilis, 1185 nucleotides. RefSeq lists its product as hypothetical. The record is from RefSeq and is a predicted model, not a curated record. NCBI's taxonomy places the organism in Eukaryota, Viridiplantae, Chlorophyta, Trebouxiophyceae, Chlorellales, Chlorellaceae. Bases 1 to 1185 code for a protein of 394 amino acids. The transcript is spliced from 10 exons.
AUGAAGAAGGCCAAGCAGCAUGGCUAUGCCCCGCUGCCCAGCAACCUGCGGUCGACGUCGCCCUCCCUGGGCCCGCCGCCGGGGGUGGCGGGGGUGCUGGCCCGGCGCGGCGUGAGCCCUGCUGGCGAGGCCGCCGCGCGGCGAUUAGGCGUCAGCAAGGCCACCAAGGUGGUGGUGGCGCCCGGCCAGCCCGCGCCGCCGGGUCGCAGCCGCGACCGCUUCAUCAGCCUGCCCGACGAGCUGCAAGGCGAGGAGCAGCAGGCGGUGGAGGAGGCGCCACCCACCAUCUUUGAGGACCUGCUGGAGGAGGGGACGGGCAUGCGGGGGCGCAUCACCGUGUAUUGCGUGGCAGAGAGCAUCGACCGCAAGGCGCUGGAGCUGCGGCUGCGGGAGCGGGGAGGCGCCGCGCUGCUGCACCAGUACCCAGACGUGCUGUACGGGCUGUACGAGUCGACAAAGGACGGCGUCAUGUGCCGUGGCGAGUGCUUCUACUUCGACUAUGGCGCGGUGGCCUUUUGGAACCUGUCUGAGCGGCAGGAGCGGGAGGUCAUCCGCACGCUGCUGGGGCCCUGCCUGGUGGACUCGCUGACGCAGAACGAGAUAGAGGUGGAUGAGUUCCAGUUCCACUACAGCCUCAGCGAGAAGCCGCACAUCCAGAACGACACCAUCACAAUAAACUACCGCCUGCGCAACGACCACCUCAUCAAGCUCAGCAUCUCCCACGCGCUGGCACAGUCCGCCAAGCUGAGCGUGUACGAAGAGCGGGUGAUCGAGAUUGUGGAGAACACAAAGGACCUGCCGGAGACGCUGGCAGCCACGGGGGAGGUGGGCCUGUCGCGCAAGCAGAUAGCGCAGUUCAUUGGCCGCGUCUUCAUCCAGAAGUCGGCCGUCAACCUGCUGUCCACGGUGCUGGACACGCCAGAGUUCUUCUGGUCGGCGCCAGACUCGAUGCAAAACCUGUAUAAGCGCGUCUGCGAGUACAUGGAGUACGACACGCGCGUGGAGGUUCUCAACAACCGCUUCCAAGUGCUGCAAGAGAUGCUGGACAUGCUGCGCGACCACAGCAACAAUGCACACACGUCGCGGCUGGAGUGGGUCGUGAUCUGGCUCAUUGUCAUCGAGGUGGUGGUGGGCUUGUUUGAGUGCGCCUCCAUCCUCGGCUGGGUCGGGCACCAUGGCGGAUGA